Nannizzia gypsea CBS 118893 is the source of this 471-nucleotide messenger RNA. RefSeq lists its product as hypothetical. Bases 1 to 471 code for a protein of 156 amino acids. Lineage: Eukaryota; Fungi; Ascomycota; Eurotiomycetes; Onygenales; Arthrodermataceae. The transcript is spliced from 2 exons. The record is from RefSeq and is a predicted model, not a curated record.
AUGAUUAACAUAGCUGAUCAUCAACCUGUAUGCAGUUCGCAAAUCGGGGAAGGGGCUCACGCCCACCGUGGGAGGCCGGUGUUCGUGGACAGCCGGCGUGGGUGCGAGGGGGCGGGUGGCAAGCGGGAGCCAGUGAAGGAGAAAGAGGAGGAGAAGAAGCGGGAGGCCGCGAGGCAGAUGCUUCGUGACCUCCCCCUGGAGGCGGCAGCUGCCGACAGAAAGCAACUCCUCUGGAAAGAGGAGAGGAUUUCGAUCCUAGAGGAGGCUAUGAUGGCGAAACUCCGCCAGGGACGUUCGUCUGAGCCUGCCGGUGACCCUGCUUCUGCCAAUUCUGCUGCUCAGCCAGCUUCUCUCUCUGAAACGGAAGGGGGAAAUACCCAGCAGGACGAUGAGCCAUUGCUUAUUGACCUUGAGGGGAAUUGGAAGGAGUCUGAGGCUCCUGCGGAAGACACUAUGAUGGAAGAGGCGUGA